Molecule: messenger RNA, 1233 nt
Organism: Gallus gallus (chicken)
Lineage: Eukaryota; Metazoa; Chordata; Aves; Galliformes; Phasianidae
Exons: 3
Coding region: 43-861 (272 amino acids)
Source: RefSeq, a predicted model, not a curated record
GCACUUUGUCUCUCCCAGUGCGGUCGUGACCGGCUUUGAGCGAUGGUUGUCGACAGCGUUCUCCUUGUCCCCAGCCUCCUGCUCUUGGUGGCUGGGGUGUCUCUGCUCACCGCUUCCUGGCGCCGACAGGGUUCUGACCGGCGCCGGCAGUGGUGGAGAUGGUGGCAGCAAGUGGUAGCAUCAGAGUCAGGUGCUGAGAGGCAGGCAGGCAGGCGCGGGAGCCCCCUGUGCAGGCCACGUUGCUCCCAGCAGCAAGCAUCACCGUGGCAGGGCAGUCCUAUCCUGCCCCAUGUCAUCCAGCCAGGAAAGACCCGGCCUUUGUUGAAGUGCAGCCUGUGCCCCUCUCUUCACACCGACUCUGCCACUGGUACCACGAGCUCUGUGGGGAAACCCGGCAGGCUUCCCGGACAGGACCAGCACCCGCAGGUUCUGGUGGCACGUGGGACCCCCAGGAUGCUCAGUCAGCGUUCAAGGCUAGGCAGUGGAGUUCAGGACCUGCCACCUGAGAUCCUCAGCUGCACAAAGCCACCGGUGAAAGGGAUGGUCUUUCAGGAGGGCCUUGUUCAAACAGAGGAGAGAAAACGCUGGUGGGAAUACAAGACCAAGAGGCCUAUUUGGCCUAUGCGCCCCCCAGCACUUCCUAGAGGGCACAGGAAAGCAGGAGCAGCAGCAAGACCAUCAUGUGGACCAGCUUUGAGCCUGGAGAAAAAAGCAGGCUGCAAAACUGAAACCUGCCAGUCCUUCAACUCUGGCUUCAGCAACAACAGAAGCACAGAGAAAUCAGACAGGCUCGCUAUGGCAAGGCUGUACCGGCAGCUCCUGGUGUCCCUGAAACGGCCCAAGACCAAGAACGAUUGCUAACAAGUCAGGCUGCGGAACUGAAGAACAUCCUCCCUGUAACCUCUUCCAGCACACAGCCACCAGUGAAAGGGAUGAUCGUGCAGGAGAACAUCCUUCAAACAGAGGAGAGGAAAUGCUGGUGGAAGAGCAAGGCCAAGAGGCCUCUUGGGUAUUGUAUAGCCUCUUCAGCUCUUCCCGGAGUUCGGAUGGAAGCUGAAGCAGCUGCAGGACCAACACUAGGGCCAGCUUCAAGCCUACAGAAAAGGAGACAGCAGAACUGAAACCUGCCAGCACCUCAACACUGCUGUCAUUGUUAUGAAUUGAUUGCCAAUAUUACCAAUAGAGAAUUGAAUCUCAGCCCUAAGAUCAUCAUUUGUGUCAUACUAAUUCAGC